UGUUUAUGGUGACGUCACGGCGCAGUCUUUUCAGUCUCUCUGGGUGGCGGCAGACAGUCUGUCAGCGCCUGAAACACGACAUCGAAUAAAACAGUAAAAACGGGGAACAUUAACACAAACAUGAAUCUACAUCGCAGCUAAAGGAUCCAAUGGAAAGAAAUAGUCUGGCUGUGCGCAUACUAAAAGGCAGUGCUGAGAGUCACCUGAGGAGUUGUACAAGGACGGCCCCCUGUCUGACACACACACGCGCGUGCACACACUGUGUGUGCGGAAAUAUUUGUGGCAGGAGAGAGAGGCAGAGCACAGCUGCACUCUCUAAAAAAUUGCAGUGAACCAAAUGGGGCAUUGCAGUACCCGAAUCAUCGUCCUAUUCCUGCUUCAGUUCUUACGGACAUCAGCUAAAGAUGUCUCCAUUGACUGCAUGUGUGUCGGCAGCGACUGUAAUGAGCAGCAGUGUACUGGAGACCAGUGUUACACCUCUGUUAUCAUUAGCAACGAUGUGACAACAUUUAAACGUGGCUGCCUUGUCGGGCCGGAGAGCAAACGCAUGACCUGCUCUGCAACACCCUCUGCUAGUUAUGUCGUAGAAUGCUGCUCCCAACACAUGUGCAACGCCAACGUCUCCAGAGAGACCCUUCUUCGACUACUGCUGACAAGUCCAGAAGGAGAGGCAGCUGUGCAUUAUCGUGUGGAGAUGUUGGUUCUCUUUGUGUUGGGUCCGUUUGUGGUUCUGGGUUUGCUGUCUGUGCUGGCUUUGCUGGUGUGUCGUAGACUCCAUCACGGGCGUCUGGAAAGACUGCAUGAGUUCGACACUGAGCAGGGGGCCAUAGACGGGCUCAUUGCAUCUAAUGUCGGAGACAGCACACUUGCGGAUCUGAUGGAUCAUUCCUGCACAUCAGGCAGUGGUUCAGGACUGCCCUUUCUGGUGCAGAGGACGGUUGCACGGCAGAUUAGCCUGGUGGAGUGUGUCGGCAAAGGACGGUAUGGGGAAGUGUGGAGAGGCCAGUGGCAAGGAGAGAAUGUAGCUGUGAAAAUCUUCUCCUCCAGAGAUGAGAAGUCAUGGUUUAGAGAGACAGAAAUAUACAACACUGUUCUACUACGACAUGAAAAUAUAUUAGGUUUCAUGGCUUCUGAUAUGACCUCCCGAAACUCUAGCACUCAGCUGUGGCUCAUCACACACUACCACGAGAACGGCUCGCUCUAUGACUACCUGCAGCGUGUUGCCGUGGAGAUGGCAGAUGGACUGCACAUGGCGGCGUCAGUAGCCAGCGGGCUGGUGCACCUGCACACGGAGAUCUUUGGCACCGAGGGCAAACCGGCCAUCGCUCACAGAGACCUGAAGAGCAAGAACAUACUGGUGAAGAAAGAUCUGCAGUGCUGCAUCGCUGACCUGGGUCUUGCAGUAACACACACGCAGUCUGAUAAUCAGCUGGAUGUGGGCAACAAUCCUAAAGUGGGAACUAAGCGCUACAUGGCACCAGAGGUUCUGGAUGAAACUAUUCAGACAGACUGUUUUGAUGCCUAUAAGAGGGUGGAUAUCUGGGCCUUUGGGUUGGUGCUGUGGGAGAUCGCUCGCAGAACCAUCAGUAAUGGAAUUGUAGAAGAAUACAAGCCGCCUUUCUAUGACCUGGUGCCUAAUGACCCCAGCUUUGACGACAUGAGGAAAGUGGUUUGUGUGGAGCAACAAAGGCCAUUCAUUCCCAACCGCUGGUUUUCAGAUCCCACCCUGUCUGCUCUAGUGAAGCUGAUGAAAGAGUGCUGGUACCAGAACCCCUCGGCUCGACUCACUGCCCUGCGCAUCAAAAAGACUCUGGAUAAAAUCCACAGCUCACUGGAGAAGGGCAAAACCGACUGCUGAGGAGAGAACUACUGACCGCUCGCCCGCUCAUUAAACAGACACUGUGUGUAACCAGACCGUCGGAAUCAAGCGCUGGCAUCUGUCCCAACUCUAACAUGCUGUUUAUUCGCUUUGUUCUUCCUGUCCAUUGGCCUAAAAACUUUUUAUAGAGAAUUACGCUCUUUUAUGGAUCAUUUUUCCAAGUGGGACUUCCAUUUCCCCUCCAGAAACAACGUAAAGGAGAAAAAUACGGACACGGUCUGACAGGCCUUGAAACCCUCCAUCACAGAAUUUUUUUUUUGCGCCAUCGCGUUGUCUAUUUAACCAUUGGCAGACUUUAAAGAUUUGUACUUUUCAGAAAAAAACGAAGAGGAUACACACGCUGAAAUGCAAUCAGUACCCGUAGUGAGUGUGUGUAUGUGUGCGCAUGAUUCUUAUUACAACCAGAAGAACUUUAUAGCUGUAAUGUCACUUGCUUUUAGAAAUCAGAUGUUUUUGAGCUUUUCAAAGGUUCUUGUAGAUAAAUAGGCGAAAGUCAGUCAGUUUCUGAAUUUGCUGUAGUUGACUUGUGUUAUAAAGCUCUUUGGUUACAAAAUGCCACUAUGUACAGUAGAGAACUACAAACUAGUGUCUUUAAUUAGGCCCGUUUAUGAUCAGAAUAGAGUGAUUAGAGGGAUAGUUCACCCAAAAAUGAAAAAAUCUGUCAUCAGUCAUGUCAUUUCAAACUUUAAUAACGUACCUUUUUCUUUAAAACACAAAAAAAGAUGUUUCCAUGCUGCUCUUUUUCCAUACAGCGAGUGCAUAUAGUCACCAGGGACGGUCAGUCUGCCUGAAAGUGAAAGGAACAUAUGAAACAAGGUCAUAUGGGUUAUGGAUCGACAUGAGAAUGAGAAUUUAUUUUUGUGUGUGAACUAUCCCUUUACUCCCAGUCUAGUCAUGCUCAUAGCACCCCAUGAGGGCUUCCUUUGACACAAGGCCUUUUUUUGACCUGUUGCCUCUAUGCCUGCCUGACAAAAGCCAUUGUAGCACAUCGUAGUGCUUUUUUGUAGCAGUUCGUCUUUCUCUUUGCCCUCACCGGCAUGCAUACUUGAUGUUUCUUCACUGACAAUCAGCCGCUGUCCAGUAGGGCCUGAAUUAUUUGCUAAUGUCAUGUACAAAACCCUACUUACGUGUGUUCAAGGUGACGUGUCAACACACUAACAGCUAGUCAUAGUCAGACAGUUUUGUGAAUUUGCAUAUUUGUUUACCCUCACGCUUUUUGACACUUUUGUAUCAACAUACGCCAUGAACCAAGAGAAUGCUGAUGAUUUUUAAACAUUUUUGACUAUUUAAAAGUGCAGCGUCACUCUAAUAUAGGAUUUAUGAGGUUUACAAAGGAAAACACUAUCGUUACACCCCAAGUCGAAAUGGUUUGUGUACGUCGCUUUUGGUUUGGGUUGAGUUGCGUGACGUUUUAUUAAAAAUUUGUUGCUGUCAUGACACACUACAUGAGACGGCUUUGUACCGCUCAACACUGGUCACUUUUGCUCUCCCCGAAAUGGAUGAACGUUUACAUAUUUGUGUUCUACAGGGGAACGAUGUUAGGAAUUAGACUACAGGAAUUGUUGCAUUAUGAACUGUGAAUAUGUUAUAAUGAAGAACCCAUAUGUAUGUUACUGGAAUAUAAAUGCAAGACAGUUAUGAAUUAAAAACAAACCUGCUCUUUUCAUUCAUUACAAUGGUGGAAUGGGUUUUCUGUCAUGUCCUUGUGCUUUACAAAAGGUUGCCCAUGCUGUGAUAAUGCUUUCUGUCUUUAUCAUGCAUCUGUCUUGAGUUUUCCUGCACAGAGAGAUGAGCUAAAUGAAGCCUUGGGAAAGGUUUCCUAUUGUCCGAGUCUACUGGGAAAUGACCUUCUUAUCUGUGGUGAUGUUUACGGGAGGUCUGCAGCCUCUCUCUGAUAUUUAUGCUUUUAUAGCUGGUCGUACGGCGACUAAAGCUAAUGAGGAACCUAAAUGCCAACCGACUUGCAGAUGCAAGAUCAGUUGUAGACUCCUUUAGUGACUGUCUUUAAAAAUUGGCUCUGAAAAAGCUUCAAAUGUAGUUUCACAGCUUUCUUUCAGAUAUUGUUUUCCAUUUAGCAUGAUGGACGGAUCCUUUAUGAAUUGAUUUGUACAUGAUGAGAGGGGGAAAAAAUAUUUAUUCCAUUAAAAAGGCAUCAGCCAUUGUUAACCAAAAUAUUAUUUUAUUGUCUAAAUGGAUUUAACCAUUUUUUUGUUGGUGCGGAACAUUAGACACAAUGUGGUGUAUUUACAUAAUAAAAAAUAAAAUCUCAUGCUGGGCUUUUAA
Molecule: messenger RNA, 4162 nt
Organism: Labeo rohita (rohu)
Lineage: Eukaryota; Metazoa; Chordata; Actinopteri; Cypriniformes; Cyprinidae
Gene: acvr1l
Product: activin A receptor, type 1 like
Exons: 12
Coding region: 338-1858 (506 amino acids)
Biological process (GO): protein phosphorylation; dorsal/ventral pattern formation; transforming growth factor beta receptor signaling pathway
Cellular component (GO): BMP receptor complex; plasma membrane
Molecular function (GO): SMAD binding; transforming growth factor beta receptor activity, type I; ATP binding
Source: RefSeq, a predicted model, not a curated record